Messenger RNA from Closterium sp. NIES-65, 1575 nucleotides. The record is from the annotation of a GenBank genome assembly. Lineage: Eukaryota; Viridiplantae; Streptophyta; Zygnematophyceae; Desmidiales; Closteriaceae.
AUGGCGACAAGCCUAGUUCCCGUGCUGGUUCAGAAAGAGAAGGAAGAUAUUUCAGACUUGCGUGUCGGGCAUGGCCUCUCGCUUGUGCCGUGCCGUGCGAUCUCGCUUUCCUUCGUGCGACAAGACGGGUUACCGAAGCUCGUCAACCAAUGGGAGCUGCGCGAGGCGAUCGAGGCGAAAUACAGAUCCCACGCGUCGGCGUCCAAUUGGCCUUCUUUUAACGAGAAAGAUCUCACGAUUUCCUGGACGAAGAACCUCGAUAAGAUCACACGUGGCGAGCCAAUCGCCGUGGCGACGCUGCUAUUAUGGGGACCCUCAGGAGAAUCCGUGGCCUCUUCUGUGGUCUCUAACUUCGGAAGUUGGGAAACUAGGGUUUCCGCGGCUCGAAUUACCUGUCAUGCUGAGCCAGCAGAUUCGCCGUCCUAUGGCGAGCUGAUGCGCGAUUGGCUGGCAGAGGAAUCCGGAAGGAAGGGUGGUUCGGAAAAGCGCCCUGAUACGCUGAGGGUAUGCGGCAUUCCGUGCCGCUGGUUGGCGGAAGAGCGGGUUUCCACGAAGCCGUCGCUGCUGAUCGCCCACACUGUCUUCUCCUCGUUUGGUCCCGUCAGGAACAUCGAGCUUCUAGACCCCAACGAGGAGCUCCCCUCCGCUAAAGUCACACAAGGACGAACCCUGGGGGUUGCUGGUGCAGCAGCAUCGAGGACGGCUGGUUUGGGAUUAGGUUUGGGAGCAGGUUUGGCGCUGAAGCUGGAGACGGACGUGAUGGUGAGGUUCGGCAGCCACAGCACGUUCUGUGAUGCUGUGAAGGCGCUGGCUCGACAUGCUGUGAAGAAGGUCCCUAGCGAGAGUGCAGCUUGUGCUUUACGGUGGGGCUCUAGACGAGGGAAACGUGCUACUCCUUCUCAUUGCUCCCUUCCCCCCGUUCCCUCCCCUCCCCAUCAAACCCCCCCCUCCCCAUCAAACCCCCCCCUCCCCAUCAAACCCCCCCCCCUCCCCAUCAACCCCCCCCCUCUUCAUCAAACCCCUCCCUCCCCAUCAAACCCCUCCCUCCCCAUCAAACCCCCCCCCUCCCCAUCAAACCCCCCCCCCCUCCCCAUCAAACCCCCCCCCUCCCCAUCAACCCCCCCCCCUCUCUUUUUCUCACUCGAGAUCAACGGUGGGGAUUACUUUGACGAUAAAAACUUGCGGCUCUGCUUCAUGUCCCCGUUCUCCCCCACCCCUCUCCCUCUUCACCCCUCUCCCCCUUCACCCCUCCCUCCCUCCACCGCUCUCCCCCUCCACCCCUCCCCCCCUCCACCCCUCUCCCUCUCCUCCCCUCCCCCCUCCACCCCUCUCUCCCUUCCCCUGAAUUUUCACUUGAACGAUUCCUUAGUACAGCUGGUGAUCGACGGUGGGGAUUACUUCGACGAGCGGAACGUGCGGAGGAGGCGAUUCACGAGGGAGCAGCGAGCCGAGGAGGAGAGGCAGCAGCGGGAGCGGGAGGAGCGGAGGAAGGCGGAGAGAGAACGGGCGGAGAGAGAGAGGAAGGAGGUGGAGGAGCGGAAGGCGCGAGAGGAGGAAGAGAGGGUUCGUCGGUGA